This is a messenger RNA of Humulus lupulus (European hop), 2596 nucleotides long. Its product is annotated as ABC transporter G family member 1-like. Gene Ontology annotation, cellular component: membrane. The record is from RefSeq and is a predicted model, not a curated record. Gene Ontology annotation, molecular function: ABC-type transporter activity; ATP hydrolysis activity; ATP binding. Lineage: Eukaryota; Viridiplantae; Streptophyta; Magnoliopsida; Rosales; Cannabaceae. Bases 128 to 2254 code for a protein of 708 amino acids. The transcript is spliced from 8 exons.
AAUACUGAAUCAUCAUCAUCAUCAUAUAUAUAUAUUUAUAUCUUAUGUGUUGAUAAUAAGUCUAUAUAGCUUCUUCUUUUCCUGCAGUUCCUCAUUACUAUACUACUCAUAAUUAAUAUACUUAGAAAUGAAUGACGAUACGCCUCCUACAGUGGCGGUGGCUAGAUGGACACCAAGUCCAAGCCCAACAAGAUCUCUUCUCAAAGAUCCACCAAACAACAAUCCCAGUAGUAGGGUGGAGUUGGAGAUGGAGAUCAUGCAAAAUAAUCCUACUAUGGGUUCUCAUGAAUUAGCAGCUGGCACGAAAUUCCCAUUCAGCACUGAAUUUGGUGCUAUUGAAACGGCACCGUCUCAGGGGUACUUUGGCGAUAGCAAGAACAAAGAUAAUCACUCAUCUGACGAGGUUGAAAAGCCUGAGCUGGGAAAAGAAAUGUUAGAUGGCAAUUUUAGUUUGACAUGGGGGGAGUUGGGAGUUAGAGUUUCAGAUGGGAAAAAUGGACCAAAAAUGAUCCUACAAGAUCUCACCGGCUACGCCCAACCAGGCGAGGUUUUGGCCAUUAUGGGUCCUUCUGGCUCCGGAAAGUCCACUCUCUUGGAUGCUUUGGCAGGGAGAUUGAGUUCACGGACCAAGCAGACAGGGAAAAUACUUAUCAAUGGUCGAAAAGAAACACUUGCUUAUGGUAUUUCGGCCUACGUAACACAAGAUGAUACUUUAAUGAAAACGCUAACAGUCAGAGAAGCUGUUUACUACUCAGCACAGCUCCAACUUCCUAAUUCAAUGUCAAGAUCAGAGAAGAGAGAAAGAGCCGAGACAACUAUAAGAGAGAUGGGUUUGCAAGGGUCAAUAGACACAAGAAUUGGAGGUUGGAAUGUAAAAGGCCUCAGUGGUGGACAAAUGAGGAGAGUAAGCAUAUGUAUCGAAAUCUUGACUCGGCCAAAGCUUCUCUUCCUUGAUGAGCCUACUAGUGGUCUUGAUAGUGCAGCCUCUUACCAUGUCAUGAGCCGCAUUGUUAAUCUUGCGCGUCGAGAUGGAAGGACAGUUAUUGCGUCAAUUCAUCAACCAAGCAGUGAAGUUUUUGAGCUUUUCCAUAAUUUGUGCCUUCUCUCCUCUGGUAGAACUGUUUAUUUUGGUCCUGUUUCAAUGGCAGAAGAGUUUUUUACUUCAAAUGGCUUUCCUUGCCCAUCAUUAAGAAACCCAUCUGAUCACUACCUCAGAACUAUCAACAAGGACUUUGAUGUUGACUUAGAGCAAGGUUAUGGCAGCAAUACAAGAACUGAAAAAGCCAUUGACACUCUUGUGAAGUCCUACAAGUCUUCUGAAACUUUUAAACAAGUUAAGCAGCAAGUUUUCAAGAUAUGUCAAAAGAAAGGGAGAAGUGCAGAGAAGAAGGGAAGCCAAGCAAGUUUCCUUACCCAGUGCCUUGUUCUCACUAAGAGAUCAUUUGUGAACAUGUACCGCGAUCUUGGUUACUACUGGCUCCGUCUUGCAAUCUAUAUUGCCUUGUGUUUAUGUGUAGGAACCAUCUUUUAUGACAUUGGCUCUAGUUAUGGCUCAAUUCAGGCUAGAGGAGCAAUGCUGAUGUUUGUAGCAGCUUUUUUGACUUUUAUGGCUAUUGGUGGAUUCCCAUCUUUUGUAGAGGACAUGAAGAUAUUUGGGAGAGAAAGACUAAAUGGGCAUUAUGGAGUGGCUUCAUUUGUAGUGGGGAAUACUUUCUCUUCAAUCCCCUACUUGCUUCUCAUAUCUAUAAUCCCAGGAGCCAUAGCCUAUUACCUUGUUGGACUUCAAAAGAGCGUUGAACAUUUUGCCUACUUUUCAAUCAUGCUCUUUGUAUGUAUGAUGUUGGUUGAGAGCCUUAUGAUGAUUGUGGCAAGCAUAGUCCCAGACUUCCUAAUGGGGAUCAUCACAGGUGCUGGAAUCCAAGGUGUUAUGAUGUUAAACGGUGGUUUUUUUCGCUUACCAAAUGACCUUCCUAAACCAUUUUGGAGGUAUCCAAUGUACUAUAUAGCAUUCCACAAGUACGCAAAUCAAGGAUUUUAUAAGAAUGAGUUUCAAGGAUUGACUUUUCCAAAUCAGCAAGCUGGAGGGGGGAUGUCCACCAUUAGCGGUGAGGAAAUUCUAAAGAGUGUUUGGCAAGUGGAGCUAGGCUAUUCCAAGUGGGUUGAUGUUGGGAUCUUGUUUGGGAUGGUGGUGAUUUAUAGACUCAUGUUUUUGGCAAUAAUCAAGACCAAAGAAAAUAUUAAGCCACUAAUAUGAAGUUUGAAGGUUGUUGGUCCAAAACAAUUAAACCAAAUCACAUAAAAUCAUCUACUCACGAAUAUCUACAUCUUAAACUGAAAUGAGUUUCUAUGAUAGUUUCCAUCCUUGAAUACACAUAUUAGUUAAAAGAUAGCAAUAAUUGAAAUUAGCCUUGAACUUUAUCAUGAAAAAUAAAUUAGUAUGUUUCUUGAUUUUUGUAUUCCAUUUGUUUACUUGUUUGAAAUUUUAGGUAUAAGUUGUAGUUUAUUGUGUAUUAUUUUUAAAAAGAAUAUCACAUUUAUCUUAGAAUUGUAAUAAUUUUUUUAGUAUGAUUUACCUUAGUUGAUUUGAUUGAGAGUA